Molecule: messenger RNA, 1485 nt
Organism: Drosophila nasuta
Lineage: Eukaryota; Metazoa; Arthropoda; Insecta; Diptera; Drosophilidae
Product: serine/threonine-protein phosphatase alpha-3 isoform-like
Exons: 1
Coding region: 185-1270 (361 amino acids)
Cellular component (GO): nucleus; cytoplasm
Molecular function (GO): protein serine/threonine phosphatase activity
Source: RefSeq, a predicted model, not a curated record
UACAAUCAGACAAUUAUACUUAGCAAAAAUAUUCAGUUUAAUAUUAAAUUGGGGACUUUUUUCAUCCCUCAAUCGUUCAGAAAUUGUACGGAAAAACAAAAACAAACCAAACAGACCAGACAGACUAGACUAGACUCAUCGAAAUUCCAAAUUGUUCCGCUCCCCUUGUUGGACUCCAUCAGAAAUGUCAUCGUAUUUCCUGUCCAAGGAUGCUGCCGUUGGCUAUUGCAUGAAUUACAUGGUUCGCAGGAGUCGCGUCUCUGCCUCGCCCGUGUCCAAGUCGAGCAGCGACUCCGUCUACGAUCCCACACCCAAUCUGGAUGAGAUCAUAGCUCGUCUAACCGAGCAGGGCAUGUCAAGUUGGAAUGGAAGUGUGCUGCUCGAUGAUCACGAGAUCAUGGCGAUCUGCAGCAAGGCACGCGAGGUGAUGCUUAGGGAAUCGCCGUUGCUGGAGCUGCAGGCACCCAUAAACAUUCUGGGUGACAUUCAUGGACAGUUCACCAACCUGCUGAAGUACUUUAAGAUGGCGGGAUUUCCGCCACAAUCCAAUUAUCUCUUCCUGGGCGACUAUGUGGAUCGGGGCAAACAAUCGGUGGAGACGCUCACGCUGCUUUUGGCCUACAAAGUACGGUAUCCGGACAAGAUCUUUCUGCUGCGUGGUAACCACGAGAGCUCCAGUUUGAAUCGCAUCUAUGGCUUCUAUGAUGAGUGCAAGCGACGCUACACAAUCAAAUUGUGGCGAUGCUUUGUCGAUUGCUAUAAUUGCAUGCCAGUGGCUGCGAUUGUGGAGCAGAAUAUCUUCUGUUGUCAUGGCGGAUUGAGUCCCAGUUUGUUCACCAUGGAUCAGAUAAGGACCAUUAAGCGACCCUGUGAAAUACCCGAUCAGGGUCCGCUCUGUGAUCUGCUGUGGUCCGAUCCCGAUGUGCGAACCAUUGGCUGGGGUCUCAAUGAUCGCGGAGUGAGCUACACCUUUGGUGCGGAUACAGUGAGCAGUUUCCUCAAUCGCCACGGCUUCAGUCUCAUCUGUCGUGCUCAUCAGGUGGUCGAGGAUGGCUACGAGUUCUUUGCCAAGCGACAGCUGAUCACCAUCUUCUCGGCACCGAAUUAUUGCGGAGAGUUUGACAAUGCUGGCGCAAUGAUGUGCGUCGAUGAGAAUCUUUUGUGCACUUUCCGCAUCCAGCGACCGAUCACCUUGAGACGCAUUCCCAACUCCCAGUCGAUGCUCAGCUUUUGCAAGUCCUCAAACUCGAGUCGAGACACACGUAGUUGAUGAUGAGAGUGCCAAAAUUAUCAGCAGGGUUCGCAAAUAUAAUUGUAGUUGUUUAUUUUCGGAUAAUCGGUAUUGUUUUAACCAAGAGACAGAGAUGCGGUAUCGAGUAUUGUGUAGAACACAGAUUAUUUGAUAAUGUCUUAAGUAGAUUUGUUGUCGUGGAAGUAAAGUAAAAGUCCAGAUUCAAUAAAGUUAUGUUGAUUAUUGAUAUCAGA